Molecule: messenger RNA, 1131 nt
Organism: Hevea brasiliensis (rubber tree)
Lineage: Eukaryota; Viridiplantae; Streptophyta; Magnoliopsida; Malpighiales; Euphorbiaceae
Product: 20 kDa chaperonin, chloroplastic
Exons: 6
Coding region: 193-963 (256 amino acids)
Biological process (GO): positive regulation of superoxide dismutase activity
Cellular component (GO): chloroplast; mitochondrial matrix
Molecular function (GO): protein folding chaperone; ATP binding; protein-folding chaperone binding
Source: RefSeq, a predicted model, not a curated record
GUGAGAAGCGCGUGAAACACUAACAAAAUUCUAGAACUCUCUUGUCAAUUGAUAAAACCUAUUCUCAAACCAACAUUCACCGCUUUUAGGGUUCUAUCUUCUACACUCCUCUGUACAACUUCGUUUCCUAGCAAAUCCUACAACGCCACUCAACUCUUCCCUCCUCCCAAUCCCAUAAUCUAAGGUCCAGAAAUGGCCACAACUCAGCUCACAGCGUCCUCAGUUUCAGUUUCAGCUAGAAACUUGGCGUCUUUUGAAGGUUUAAGACCUUCCACAGUCAAAUUUGCAUCUUUCGGGACAUUGAGGGCGGGUGCUCUUGCUCAACGAUCUUUUCGGGGCUUGGUCGUGAAAGCGGCUACUUUGGUAGCCCCAAAGUACACUUCGAUUAAGCCUUUGGGUGAUAGAGUGCUAGUUAAGAUUAAGGUCGCAGAGGAGAAGACUGAUGGUGGGAUCUUACUUCCAACCUCUGCGCAAACAAAGCCUCAAGGAGGUGAGGUUGUUGCUGUUGGAGAGGGGAAGACAAUUGGGAAGACCAAACUUGACAUUUCUAUUAAGACUGGCACCCAGGUAGUUUAUUCCAAGUAUGCAGGGACUGAGGUGGAGUUCAAUGGUUCAAGUCAUCUUAUAUUGAAGGAGGAUGAUAUCGUCGGUAUACUCGAGACGGAUGAUAUCAAGGAUCUCAAGCCAUUGAAUGAUAGAGUAUUUAUAAAGGUAGCCGAGGCUGAGGAGAAGACUUCUGGAGGCUUGUUGCUGACAGAGGCAACCAAAGAGAAACCUUCUAUUGGCACUUUAGUAGCAGUUGGGCCCGGAACUGUUGAUGAGGAAGGCAACAGGAAACCCCUAUCCGUCUCCCCGGGAAACACAGUCUUGUACUCAAAGUAUGCAGGAAAUGACUUUAAGGGAAGUGAUGGUACCAACUACAUUGCACUAAGGGCUUCUGAUGUGAUGGCAGUGCUCUCUUAGUUAAUCUUUUUCGUGUUUUCAUGUGUUGCUGAAUUUUGUGGUUGAGUUGCCUCAAGGCAUAUGGAUUAUAAAUGUAGUUUUUGAGUAUAAAUUGAUUACCGCUCCACUGUUGUGAGCGGAAUUCUAGCGCAAAUUUCUUUUUUGGAAUUUGAGGCUCGUAUUCAGUCA